UUGUUUUUGGUAUAAAAUAGAAGGCUUGAUCAAAUUCUUGUUGGUUCGAGUUCUUUCUAAUUUGUCUUUGUCCACCAAAAAGCCUUCAAUUCAGUCACCAGCUACUACCUAUAAAUCAUUUGCACCACCGUCUACCGCUUUCUCUUCUUCUCCGUGAAAUACUGUUCACUCCGCCGCCUCGCCGGGCUUCACAAUCCGCCGCCAUUAGCCCCCCUUCUGACCGCUCGAGUCCAAUUUUCUUCCGAAUCGACUUUUGAAUAAGUAAUUCCCCAAAAUUCCCAAUUUUGAAAUCUUAGCCACCAGGGGACAAAGGAGCUUCGAUGGGUAAGAGAGGUAGGGCCGCCGUGGUCGUGCUUGGUGACAUUGGCCGUAGCCCUCGAAUGCAAUACCAUGCGCUUUCUCUUGCUCGUCAGACCUUCCUGGAAGUUGAUAUUGUCGCAUAUGGAGGUUCAGAGCCCCACAUUUCAGUGUUAGAGCACCAAUCAAUCCAUAUACACAAAAUGCCACAAUGGCCGACUCUACCUCGUCUUCCAGAACUUUUCCGUCCCUUAUUUCUAAUGUUGAAGCCUAUAUUUCAGUUUUUUGUGCUGCUUUGGUAUCUUUGUGUAAAGAUACCAGCUCCUGAUGUUUUCAUAGUGCAGAAUCCACCAUCAGUUCCUACUCUAGUGGUUGUCAAGUUCGCCAGCUGGUUGAGACAUUCAGCAUUCAUUAUUGAUUGGCAUAAUUUUGGCUAUACCCUGCUUGCACUGUCCCUUGGAAGGAGUAGUCUCUUUGUCGCAAUAUAUCGAUGGAUUGAGAAGGGUUGUGGCAAGAUGGCUCAUGGUUCCUUGUGUGUGACUAAGGCAAUGCAACAUGAGUUAUCACAGAACUGGGGAAUUAAAGCCACUGUUCUGUAUGAUCAACCACCUGAAUUCUUCCGGCCUGCUUCACUUGAGGAGAAACAUAGUUUAUUUUGCAGGAUUAGUAAACAUAUAAACGAGCCAUAUGGCCGUCGAGACUGCGUAAGCAACGGAUCUGCAGGACCACAAAACAAUGAUCCUAGUGUAACACCUUUUACAACCAAGGUUGGCACUGAUAUAUUCUUGAAGCAAAACAGACCAGCACUCGUUGUUAGCAGCACAAGCUGGACCCCGGAUGAAGAUUUUGGCAUUCUUCUAGAAGCAGCUCUUAUGUAUGAUAGACGAGUUGCUGCACUAUUAGGUGAGGAUGACAAAACUGGGGAUGAAAUCUGCUGGGAUGAAAAACAAUUUGCAUACCCGCGGUUGCUGUUCAUUAUUACUGGUAAAGGACCUCAAAAGGAAAAGUACGAGAAGAAGAUAAGGAAACUUAAUCUAAAACGUGUAGCAUUCAGAACUAUGUGGCUGUCAGCAGAGGAUUAUCCCUUGCUUCUUGGGUCAGCAGAUUUAGGUGUCUGUUUGCAUACUUCGUCGUCAGGGUUGGAUCUUCCCAUGAAGGUUGUGGAUAUGUUUGGCUGUGGAUUACCUGUCUGUGCUGUUUCAUAUUCUUGUAUAAAGGAGCUGGUAGAUGUUGAAAAGAAUGGCCUUCUUUUCUCGUCAUCUUCAGAACUGGCUGAUGAACUCAUGAUGUUGUUCGAGGGUUUUCCAGAAAAAUGCAAUGCAUUGAAGUCGAUGAGGUCAAACUUGAUGGAAAGGGUAUCUUCAGUUAGGUGGGCAACAACAUGGGAAGAACAUGCCAAGCCUUUAAUAACCGAGGUUAUCGCAGAAAACUAUACCUGAAUGCUGCAAGAAUGGCACAAAAAGAAAAAAAAAAGAACUUGCAGGUAAAAAGAUAAGCGGAGGAAGUCUCGGUUUCGAGGGUUUUUUUUUUCUUUUUUUCUUUCUUCCCUUUCUCUUAAGCAAGAAAGAAACUCAGAUCUUUGUACUGUACGAUCUUCUACUUGUGAAUUUGUGCUUUAGAAUUAAUAAAAUCAUCACUCUUUUAAAUUAUAAUGUUGAUAUAGGUGGCCAUCACAAUUAGAUAAAUGAUAAAUAAUAUAUAAUAUUUGUUUACUGCAUCA
This is a messenger RNA of Erythranthe guttata (spotted monkey flower), 2017 nucleotides long. Its product is annotated as UDP-Glycosyltransferase superfamily protein. Gene Ontology annotation, molecular function: mannosyltransferase activity. The record is from RefSeq and is a predicted model, not a curated record. Lineage: Eukaryota; Viridiplantae; Streptophyta; Magnoliopsida; Lamiales; Phrymaceae. Gene Ontology annotation, cellular component: endoplasmic reticulum.